Messenger RNA from Dermacentor silvarum, 3827 nucleotides. RefSeq names its product vasculin. NCBI's taxonomy places the organism in Eukaryota, Metazoa, Arthropoda, Arachnida, Ixodida, Ixodidae. The transcript has 13 exons. Gene Ontology annotation, cellular component: nucleus. Bases 902 to 2374 code for a protein of 490 amino acids. Gene Ontology annotation, biological process: DNA-templated transcription; positive regulation of DNA-templated transcription. The record is from RefSeq and is a predicted model, not a curated record. Gene Ontology annotation, molecular function: DNA binding; RNA binding.
CGCGCGAGUUGAUCGCGGCGUGAGUGUAGGAGCCGCCAUGUUUUCGUGAACACUAUUUUUCAACUCGGCGUGUGGCAAUGUGGGCUUUGCGUGCAGUGUGUGUGUGCCUCGAUCCGCGCUCGAAAUUGGGAUGUUAUCGCCGACAUUAGUGUGCCUUAAAUCUGCCCCUUCGACUGCGUCGUCCACCGAAGUUGUGUUGGAGUUGCGGCUGCUGUGACUUACUGGGACCCAAUUGACUUCAAGAGAAGAUGGGGAAAUGCCUGCACACGUGACCUCGACGCAAGCAAGAUGUUAAGGUAGCAGUGGGAGCCCGACUGAAGUGUGCGCUUGGCAGAGGCGACGGAGCCUAUACAGCAAGCAGCGAGUGGUGGUUGCCCCAUUUUGCCACAACAGUCACUGCCUUUGACCAUUGAUGCUCGUUGUUUAAGUGAUCUCGUUAGUGCUUUGACAUCAUGUAGGCGUUUUCGUGGGUUUCCAGAACGUGUGCCGACGCACGAGUGGCCAGCUCUUCGUUUCGCAUUCCAGCAUUGAAGCAGCAGUGUGUGUUGUGGCUGUGUGCCUUCGUCGUACGUUUGAGCCAUAGGCCUGCCUUCAUUAUGCGAGGUGCAGCAAUGGCAAGACUUGAAAGGUGACAUUGUGAUGACUGGCCGUGCCUGCCACUGUGUUCCGUGUGGUGUGAGUGUUGCUGCGACGGUGUGCGCACGGCUGCUGCUGUGGGAGCUUCAGCUGCUGCUUCACUUCUGCCUGCCUGCCCUGCCUCUAUCCACCGGAUACUCUGCAAAGACGGCGAAACUGUGACAGCUGCGUCCCCUGCUGGGUCUCUGGCAAAGGCGGGGUCUACAACGCCUGAACGUCGUGGAUCCCGGAGGCCUGUCAUGGUCUCUGGAAGGGGGUGCAUCUAAUGGCGAACCACCAGCAACAGCCAGCGCAUGACUUCGCACCUUCCUGGCUCAAGAUACCCACCUAUGACACAGCGAAGAACUCAGAUGCCUCCCACCACAACGCUCGGUCUGAUGAACAUCGGCUUGGCUUCCAUCGUCGAUCAGGAGGAAGCUUGCGGUCUGGUUUCCACAGUGAUGGCUACCGGGAGAGAGACCCAGGUGGUCGCCAGUCCCCACUGGGUGAUGGUCGGGGCCUGCCGUUCUCGGCGCGGCAUGCUUCAGCAGAUGCUGAGGACCGGCUCUUCCACCACUCGGUGCCGAGCAGCGGUGCACAUAAGGCGACGCAGCCACCGCGCCGCCCCCACAGUCGGCACGAUUUCCGUGACUUCCUCCAGCCUGCGUACCACAAGAUGAGUCCCAGCGCUGUGCAGAGCAGUGACAACUGUGCCAAUGCCACGGGCACCCAGGUGGGGUCUGCUGCCGUCUCCCAGCGCAGUAAGAAGGAUCUACCUGGCAACAACUUCAACCAGGAAUUUCCCACGUUGCUGGGUGCAGCUGAAGCUCCUGUGCAACAGCCACCAGUCGUCAACGGCAGUGUUUGGGAGAACCCACGCAACUCCAAGGUGCAUGGGACGGUGCUGAAGAAGGUGCACCUGGCACAGCGGCCCUCGACUCGGACGGAGGCUGCCAGUCUGCUUGAAGUGCGCUCCAAAAGCCCCAACUCCACCUCAGGUGCAUCACCUUCUGUCGUGUCAGCGGCCGGCGCCCUCAGCCCCAAGCUGGGUCGCCCCGCCAGCCUGACUGCCCCUUUGCCAGCCAUCAAGAGUGUGUCGGCCUCGCAGAACUCCCUUUACAAGGCUCUGCUGCCGUCAAAUAAGAAGGGCCAGCUGGUGCACGCCAUGGAGAUCCUGGUGAAGCACCCCAAGACCAAGGGCAACAAGGGGGACUUCCUCAAAGCACUGCGCUCCGCUGACGGCAAGGACGAUGAGACAGCGACGGCCAAGGAUGCAGGUGGUGACACCAUGGACCUGCAUGACCGUACCAAUGGUCACGCCGAGGUGCAGAAUGGCCCGAGGGGUGAUGAAGGCAGUGACUUGGAGCCUCCAACGUGCGACGUGGAAAAGCUGUCGCUCGAGACACCCGAACAUACGCCACUGUCUAGUUCGCUGGAAGCGGAGCAGAGGCUGCUGCGGGAGAUGGGCUGGAAGGAGGAGGCCUCGGAUGACGACGCCUACGCACCACUCACCGAGGACGAGCUCCGCGAGUUCCAGUACCUGACCAAGAUGCGCCAGGAGAAGCAGCAGCAGCAACAGCAGCAACAACAGCCACAGCGCAAUGGCAUCCAGCGUACUGCAGCAGCUCUGCCCGACCGUGCUGCCCUCUGGAGUCCGCGCCGUGCAUGCGGCCAGGCCUUCACCAACUUGGCGGUCCCGCUGGGCAAUGGCUGGAGCUCUUCGUCAUCUUCAUCCGACACAGAAUCCGACAGCAACUGACGAGGCACCACUUCGACCCGUUUCCUUGCUUCUGCCAGUUUUGCCUGCCCCCUUUGUUUACUUGCGGACUGUAUUCCUGGAGAGAGACUCUGCCCUCCCCCCACCUGCUUUCUUUGCCUUCUUUCUGAACACUGUCCGAUGGUGGUAAGAGUUUCUUAUUCACCACUCACCCCUGCGAGAGUAGCCAACAGGGAGCUUAUGUCUCCUCGUUUUUAGUCGUGACUUUGGGACAGCUGCGGCGGCCUGCCCCUUACUGUCCCUGCUAGUGCGCUGAGAGUGUGAGCAUGUCAUUGUGUGACUGCCGCUGUGAGAGAGAUUCGCCUGCGUGAAGGACAGCAGUACGUUGAGACCUUUCGGCGUGAUGGAUUUUGGCGACUGUUCAUGGGGGCAAAGUGCUUGUCGCGUGCACAUGCCUGUCCAUGGCUCGGCCGAAACAAAUUUGUUCCUUUGUCUCGUUCGUACCCCAGCGUUGGCUGCCUUGACGACUGCAAUGCUCGUGCUGCCUUGUGUGACAUGGGCCCAGCUUUGUGAGUCUCUCUUUUGUCUUUCAUGCGCUACAAUGUGCCAUGUUCAUCCGUUUCACCUUUAUUUUUUUCCUUGUGUUUUCAUUGAAUUGUCUUGCAGGUAGCUACUACGCGAAGGGUUAUAUUGUGGGCAUGGGGAAUAUUUCUUGAAUUGUGACCCUUAUUGAGGCAGAUUGGAAAUUGUGAUGCAAGUACUGCACAGGUAUGCAAGUUUUGCUACUGCCACGUUCCGCUAGUUGGGAGUUCGAAGAAAAAUACGACAAUUGAAUCCGCUUUGCGGCAGCCCGUUGGUGUUGCCCAGGCCCUGAGAGGGUAUUGGACAGGUUGUAGCUUGGCACAACUUUGCUUCUCGACGUGAAUUUGGUAAUUUUUAGAUGUGUUGGACGUACUUCUUUUGCACGAGGGUGCUGUUGCCUUGAAAUUAAUUGUGCACUUGCUAGUUUACUCAACUGCAAUUCAGUGUCAACUGAGCGUGCAGCCACGUUUUGUCAGUGUUUGCCCCCCCCCCCCCCCCUUUUUUUCCCCUCGUCUCGCUUUCUCUGAGGAAACUACCGCAGUGAGGGAGAGCAGUGUUAUUGUGCAGGUGAUGAGGCCACAGCUCCGCAAACUUGGCCUGCUGGCGUAUUGCUUUGGCGCCAAGCUGGAUCACUGGGCGUGGCGUGAUUUUGUAAAUAGACUAUUGCUGAGGUCUCUCCCGCAAGGAACGGGAUUUGUCAAGGGGUGCCCCCCUCCCCCUUCUGAGCGUGCAACGAAGUUUGCAGUGGUGCAAGGGGAAUUGGACGGAUGCGACGCUUCUCUUGAGAGAUGUCUCCCCCUCUCUUUUGUACAGUGACUUUUUAUUUCUUCUUGUAAAUGACAUCCCUUCUAAAGUGAUUCGACUGAGCACGCUCUUGUUGAGAAGAUUGAAUAAAAAAUGUGAACUUGGAAAA